Vespula vulgaris is the source of this 2596-nucleotide messenger RNA. RefSeq names its product protein KRI1 homolog. The record is from RefSeq and is a predicted model, not a curated record. Gene Ontology annotation, biological process: endonucleolytic cleavage in ITS1 to separate SSU-rRNA from 5.8S rRNA and LSU-rRNA from tricistronic rRNA transcript (SSU-rRNA, 5.8S rRNA, LSU-rRNA). NCBI's taxonomy places the organism in Eukaryota, Metazoa, Arthropoda, Insecta, Hymenoptera, Vespidae. Gene Ontology annotation, cellular component: 90S preribosome; nucleolus. The transcript is spliced from 9 exons. Bases 117 to 2543 code for a protein of 808 amino acids.
UAUACAGACACAUGGCGGAUUUAACCUGAUCUAACCUAAAUGGCAGGGUAGAGUAAUAUAUGGAAAUAUAUCUGCUUUUUAAUUUUGUAAAAAUUAUUUUAUAUAUUUAAGUGACAAUGCCAACAUUGUUUACUUGUGAUAAUUCCGACUCUGAUGGAGAGUUAAAAGUAAAUACGGAUUAUGCUCAGAAUUAUGAUAAUUUUCGUAAAAAGGAAGAACUUAAUAAGUUGAAAACAAAGUAUGGUGUAGAUUUGAAUACUGCUGUAAGUUUAGAUAAAGAAGUUGAAUCCGAUUCUAGUUCCAGUUCUUCCGAAGAGGAUAGCGAAGGAGAUCAAUUAAAUGAACAAUUUGAUAAAGAAUUUUAUAGAACAUUAGCUCGUUUGAAGAAAAAAGAUCCUCUUAUUUAUGAUAAAAAGACAAUAUUUUUUAAUAACAUAGAAGAUCAAGCAAAUGAAGCUGAAAAAAAUGAUGAACAGAAAAAGAAGAAAAAAGAAAAAGCUAUGUUUCUAAGAGACUAUGAACGUAGAAUUAUAACUGAAAGAGAAGGAAAAUAUAGUGACACUGAAGAUGAAAUUGAAAUAGAACAGAAGAAAGAUCCAACAUAUAUAGAAGAGCAACGUUUACUUAAAGAAAGUUUUAAGAAAGCACUUAAUGAUGAAGAUGAAGAUAUUGAACUUUUAAAGCCAAAGGAAAAAAGUGAAACAGAGAAACAGCAGGAAGAAGAAGCUUAUAAAGAAUGGUUAAAAGGACAACAGAAGGAUAUCGAUCCUAAAGAGCAAGAAGAAUUAAAACCGUUGCGUGACUUUUGGAAUGAUCCUAAAUUAGAUCCAAAUGAAAAGUUUUUACGAGAUUAUGUGCUUAAUCAUAAAUUUUUAAAUACACAAUCUUCUAUUGAAGAUUUAAAUUAUAAUGAAAUGGUUCAUGAUAGUGAUGAAAAUUUAUCAGAAGAUGAAAACCAAAUAAAUAAGCAAGAAGAAUUUGAACAUAAAUAUAAUUUCAGGUUUGAAGAACCUGAUCAGGAAUUUAUUAAAAGAUAUCCACGUACAAUGGAGAGCUCACUUAGAAAAAAGGAUACUCGUAGAGCACAAAAGAGAAUAGAAUUAAAAAAAAGAAAGCAAGAAGAAAAAACACGUAAGAAGGAGGAGUUAAAACAAUUAAAGGCAUUAAAAAGGAAAGAAAUAGAGGAGAAAAUAGAAAAACUUAAAGAAAUAACAGGAAAUGAUGAUAUACAUUUUAAUGAUAUCGAUUUGGACGGAGAUUUUGAUCCAGCAGAACAUGAUCGAAAGAUGACAGAAAUUUUUGAUGAAGAAUACUAUGCUGCACCAGAAAAUGAUAUAAAACCUGAAUUUCCUGAUAUUGAUGAAGAAUUAGGGGUUGAUAAAAACUGGGACGAUUUUGAUCCCCAUGUUGAUGAAAUUGUUGAUAAUGAAUAUGAUGCACCACAUUGUGAAGAUCCAGACUUCAAUAUGGAUGCAGAUUACGAUGAGACACAGAAUUUGCAAUCAGAAUUAGUGGAGGGAACAAAAAAGAAAAAACGAAGAAGACGUACUAGAUUCGCUGAAAUUAUAGCAAAAGAAAAACCAAAAUUUGAUCCAAUAAAACAUCCAUCCUAUGAGGAAUACUUUGAUCAGUAUUAUGGGUUAGAUUAUGAAGAUGUGAUUGGUGAUCUACCAUGUAGAUUUAAAUAUAGGAAAGUUGUUCCAAAUGAUUAUGGUUUAACAGUUGAAGAAAUAUUAACGGCUGAUGAUAAAGAAUUAAACAAGUGGUGUUCAUUGAAAAAAGCUUUACAAUAUAAGCCUGAACACGUAGAACAAACACAUGUCAAGGAAUAUCAACGAAAGGCUCAGAAUGAAACAUUGAAACGGAAAAUACUUAAAAGUUUAUAUGCUCCUGAAGAGCCCGAAGUACCUAAUGAGAGUGAAAUAUCAACGAAUGAAACAAAAAAGAAACGUCGACGUAAAAAGAAAAAUUCCAUUAUAUCUAAUAAUGUUACCGCUAAUAAUAUUCUUUCGCAAGAUGUGAAAAAUAGUAAUGAUGAUUCUGUUCAAAUAGUAGUUAGCGAAAAUGUGGAAACAAAAGAAAUUACAGAGGCAUUCCAUAAUGAUGAAAGUACGACACUUACCAAUACUACGGAAUUGAAAAGCAAUAAAAAGCGAAAGCGAAAGGAAAAGGAACAUUCCAGUGAAACUGAAUCCAAGAAAGUAAAAACAAAUGAUAUCAUUAACAAUAAGAUAAUAAAAAAUAUUAAAAAUGUUCAACAGAAUAAUGUCGAAAAAGCAGAAAUAGAUUCGAAGAUUGAUAAAAAAUACGUGGAGAAAAUGGUACCAAAUGUAAAGACAGUUUUUCAUAGAUUUAAUUCGAAUAAAAAACAUACCAUUCAGAAAACAAAGAAAUCCAAAAUAGAUAAAAAGAAAUUUAAAAGGAAUAAAAAGGAUGAGCCAGAUAAUCAAAUAGCUACAUUAGAUGCAUCUAGAUUGAAAAUGUAUGGCAUAAAUGCAAAGAAAUUAAAAAACAAAUUAAAAUAUGGAAAGCAAAAAUUAUAAUUCUUAUGAUUAUAGAAUUAUAAAUUUGUAAAUAAAAUUUUAAAACUGUGUUA